Molecule: messenger RNA, 11762 nt
Organism: Vitis vinifera (wine grape)
Lineage: Eukaryota; Viridiplantae; Streptophyta; Magnoliopsida; Vitales; Vitaceae
Product: chromatin structure-remodeling complex protein SYD
Exons: 32
Coding region: 308-11491 (3727 amino acids)
Biological process (GO): positive regulation of transcription by RNA polymerase II
Cellular component (GO): nucleus
Molecular function (GO): DNA binding; ATP binding; ATP-dependent chromatin remodeler activity
Source: RefSeq, a predicted model, not a curated record
AUAAAAUAUUUGUUCACAAAAAGAAAGGAUUCAGUAGAGUAUAAAGGGGCUUCUUUAGUCCAGGGUAUGAGUCAGUGAGAGACACAGGGCGAGGGGGAGGAGAGAGGACUCAACCCCGGCAGCGACCAUCGGGUAACCCUAACCCUAAUUCUCCAUCUUUCUUGUUCACAGUCAUCAUCUUCAUCUUCUCAUAAAAAAGCCGAACUCCGGAAGAUGUCAUUCCGGAGAAAACAAAGUUUCUGAAACAAAAUUCAAAGAGUUUCAUCGCAAGAGACACGAUCGGCUCAUGUAACGGAGUUCCGAAAAGAUGGCGUCUCAACAAAAUGUUGAGUUGGAGGCAGCAAAGUUUUUACACAAGCUCAUUCAAGAUUCUACUGAUGAGCCUGCAAAACUGGCGACAAAACUCUAUGUGAUAUUGCAACACAUGAAAUCAAGCGGGAAGGAGCAUUCGAUGCCAUACCAAGUAAUAUCAAGGGCCAUGGAGACUGUUAUCAAUCAACAUGGUCUUGAUAUUGAGGCUUUAAAGUCAUCACGCCUUCCUUCGAGUGGUGGAACUCAUGUAGGAGAUUCUUCAGCGGCAAGAUUAGCAGGAUCAUCGUCGGCGGCUGGGGUUGCAAAAGAUACCCAAGCAGGCUUGGCUGAAAACGAAAUGGCUAAAAUUGAUGCGUUUGCUUCCAGCAGGCCACCUGUUGGCCCAAGCAGUGCAGGCCAUGAUAUAUAUCAAGGAUCUGUAUCCCAUAAGAGUGGUGGGAAGUCCUUUGAUCAUGAGAGUCCAUCUAGUUUGGACACUAGAUCUGCCAACUCGCAGUCACAAGAAAGGCGUGAUUCAGCAAAUUGGGAAAAGCAGGUGAAUCAAAAGGAUAGUAAAAAAUCCAAUGCUAAGAGAAAGAGAACAGAUCCGUCACCAGCUAUGGAGCCACAUGUUGACAACCCGAACCAUCCUGACACUCGCAACAGUGUAGUUAAUCCAAGGAAGGGGAAGCUGAUGAACAAGGUGGAAUCACCUGGGAGUUUUUCUGUUAAAAGUGGUGCUGCUGCAAAGAUUCAUGGAGGGAUGCCUAGUUCAUAUCCAGUGGUAGAACCAGGAUUCUCAAGUUCAAUGCAGUUCAGUGGUUCUUCCUAUGAUAAUCAUGCUUUGGUUGCAAAGAUGCAUAAAGAAAGAAACAUGGAGGCUUUUUCUGCUAUGAAUUCUUCUUUGCUUGAGGCCUCAUCUGGUAAAAAUGCUGUUGAUGCUGAACAGUGGAAGCAUGGAUUAAUGAGAAGUGCAGUAAUAGGUGCCCCUGAGAAAACUAUAGAAGCUCAGAUGUUAUCAGGUAAUCAUGGGGAAGAAGAAUCCAAAACACUCUCCAUUGGAAAGGUCUUGGAUCAUGAGGGAGGAACUUCAAAUACAUCAGGAAAUGCAAAUAAAAUGGCUCAGGGCGGGGGGGCAAACAUGGUUACAGAAAUGAGCAUGCUUAGAAGUGCAACUUUUAGAGAUGCUGGAAAAUCUCCAAUUCCCCAGGCUCUUCCUUUCUCUGGUAUGCCUUUCAAGGAACAACAUUUGAAACAGCUAAGAGCACAAUGCCUUGUCUUUUUAGCAAUCAGAAAUAAUUUGAUGCCGAAGAAGUUGCAUCUUGAAAUCGCACUUGGGAACAUCUAUCCCAAAGAAGGUGGCAUUACAGAUGGGCCUCGCAAAGAGCUGAUUGACCAUAAAGGAAAAGAUUAUUCUCUGAAUGAACCGAGUAAUGUUCCUGAAGUCCCAGUGCCAUUUGGAAGACUAAGUAAUGUUAGGGAUACUGAAAGAAUUCCUCCAGGUUCCUCAUCUAGUGGAAGUCUCCUUGAGACUGACUCCAUGUCAAAAGCUGGUGAGAACACAAAAAUAAUGGAAGACAAUCUUACUGGGAUUGCAGAAGAAAGAAGACAUAUUUUAGCUAUGAGAAGAAAACCAGAGGCUGACAUGCAUACUCAGGAGGUGGCAGAAUCACAGGCAUUUCCAUCUACAGCAUCUCAGCCUGAUUCUUCAAGCAUAAUGGGUUUAACUGCUAGUCCUCAUGAGGACAAUUUGGAGAGUAGUCAUCUGCAAGUUGGGAGGGCAAACCAAGCCUCUUCUCUAAUGGGAAUAAAUAGGCAGAUUCAACCUGAGCUAAUUAACUGGACUGGAAUUGGGAAUCAUAAUGAUGCUUCUAGGGGACAACUCCCAGUUUCUGCUAUUCAGCAUGAGCCUUUGCUGGAAAGAAAAGACAAUACUCCAAGUCAGUCUCAAAGUUUUGGUGACACUAGUGUUCAAGGAAAUCAACAUUCUGAAAAUCACUUGUCUCCAUUCUUGCUGAGAGAUCAUUGGAAGCCUGUGUCAGGAAUGGACAAUGAUCACCACAAAAUAUUUCAAACAAAGGAGGCUAAUCUGUUGAUCAAGCAUGUUUCACGAGAUGAUUCCAAGGUUACUGAAAUUCAAACAAGAUGCAUUUCAGAUGGAUGCAAAGCAGUUGCUAUUGAUGACACAACAAAAAAUGGCUAUCCUUAUAAAAUGGUGGAAAAAUCUGCAGAACAAGGAGAUGAAGACAGGCCAAUGUUAGUUAAUUUGCCACCUUCUCCAAAGUGCACCACGUCAGAGAAAUGGAUCAUGGAUCAGCAGAAAAGAAGACUACAUGUUGAGCAAAAUUGGUUACUAAAAGAGCAAAAAACUGAGAAAAAAAUUGCUGCUUGUUUUGAGAAGUUGAAGGGUACUGUCAGUUCAUCUGAAGAUAUUUCUGCAAAAACCAAAAGUGUUAUUGAAUUGAAAAAGCUUCAACUGUUAGCACUUCAGCGUCGUCUCAGGCGUGAUUUUCUGAAUGAUUUUUUCAAACCAAUAGCAAUUGAAUUGGAUCGCUUGAAAUCUUUUAAGAAACAUAGACAUGGUAGAAGGAUAAAACAACUUGAAAAGUUUGAGCAGAAAAUGAAGGAAGAGCGACAAAAGAGAAUUCGGGAGAGACAGAAGGAGUUCUUCAGCGAAAUAGAAGUUCAUAAGGAAAGACUGGACGAUGUGUUUAAAUUUAAGAGAGAAAGGUGGAAGAGUUUCAGUAAAUAUGUAAAGGAAUUUCACAAAAGAAAGGAGAGGAUACAUCGUGAGAAGAUAGAUAGAAUCCAGCGUGAGAAGAUUAAUCUAUUGAAGAUCAAUGAUGUGGAGGGCUAUCUGCGAAUGGUUCAGGAUGCAAAAUCUGAUCGCGUCAAGCAACUGCUCAAAGAGACUGAAAAAUAUCUUCAAAAGCUUGGAUCCAAACUACAGGAGGCCAAGUCUAUGACAAGACACUUUGAGGUUGAUAUGGAUGAGAACCGAACUGCAAAUGUUGUUGAGAAGAAUGAAACUGCUGUUGACAAUGAAGAUGAAAGUGAUCAGGCAAAGCAUUAUCUGGAAAGCAAUGAAAAGUACUAUCUAAUGGCUCAUAGUAUAAAGGAGAGCAUUGCUGAGCAGCCAACCUGCCUUCAGGGUGGAAAAUUAAGGGAGUAUCAAAUGAAUGGCCUACGGUGGUUGGUUUCGCUAUACAAUAAUCAUCUGAAUGGGAUUCUUGCUGAUGAAAUGGGCCUUGGUAAAACUGUUCAGGUUAUUGCGCUAAUUUGUUACCUAAUGGAAACGAAAAAUGACAGAGGACCUUUUCUGGUGGUGGUACCAUCUUCAGUUCUAUCUGGAUGGGAGUCAGAAAUCAACUUUUGGGCCCCUAGUGUAAACAAAAUUGUCUAUUCUGGGCCUCCGGAGGAGCGACGCAAGCUGUUCAAGGAAAGAAUUGUUCAUCAAAAAUUUAAUGUCCUCCUGACCACAUAUGAGUAUUUGAUGAACAAGCAUGAUAGGCCAAAAUUAAGCAAAAUACAUUGGCAUUAUAUUGUAAUUGAUGAAGGACAUCGGAUAAAGAAUGCUUCUUGCAAGUUGAAUGCUGAUUUGAAGCAUUAUCAGAGCUCUCAUAGAUUGUUGUUAACUGGAACACCACUUCAGAACAAUCUUGAGGAACUGUGGGCACUGCUUAACUUCUUGUUGCCAAAUAUCUUUAACUCAUCAGAGGAUUUUUCUCAAUGGUUCAACAAACCGUUUGAAAGUAAUGGUGACAAUUCACCUGAUGAAGCCUUGCUGUCCGAGGAGGAGAAUCUUUUGAUCAUCAACCGCCUUCACCAAGUUCUUCGACCAUUUGUACUUCGGAGGCUGAAACACAAGGUUGAAAAUGAAUUACCUGAAAAGAUUGAAAGACUUGUAAGGUGCGAAGCUUCUGCAUAUCAGAAGCUUUUGAUGAAGAGGGUAGAAGAAAACCUGGGCUCAAUUGGAAGUACAAAGGCUCGGUCGGUGCACAACUCUGUUAUGGAGCUACGUAAUAUAUGCAAUCACCCUUACCUUAGCCAGCUUCAUGCAGAUGAGGUUGACAAUUUAAUCCCUAAACAUUUUCUGCCACCUGUUGUGAGACUUUGUGGGAAGCUUGAGAUGUUAGAUCGAUUACUUCCCAAACUAAAAGCAACCGAUCAUCGGGUUCUUUUCUUUUCCACAAUGACUAGGCUGCUUGACGUCAUGGAGGAAUAUCUGCACUGGAAACAGUAUCGAUACCUUCGAUUGGACGGACAUACAUCUGGGGGUGAUCGUGGAGCCCUCAUUGAGCAGUUCAACCAACCAGAUUCUCCAUAUUUUAUUUUUUUGCUCAGCAUCCGUGCUGGAGGCGUUGGAGUGAAUCUUCAGGCUGCUGAUACAGUGAUCAUAUUUGACACUGACUGGAAUCCUCAGGUUGAUCUGCAAGCUCAGGCAAGGGCCCAUAGAAUUGGCCAAAAGAGGGAUGUUCUUGUCCUUCGAUUAGAAACAGUCCAAACCGUGGAAGAACAAGUCAGGGCUUCAGCUGAACAUAAACUGGGAGUUGCUAAUCAGAGUAUCACUGCUGGUUUCUUUGAUAACAAUACAAGUGCAGAAGAUAGAAGGGAAUACUUGGAGUCGUUGCUGCGGGAGUCUAAGAAAGAGGAAGCUAUGCCUGUUUUAGAUGAUGAUGCUCUGAAUGAUCUCUUAGCCCGCAGUGAGUCGGAGAUUGAUAUAUUUGAAUCCAUUGACAAAAAAAGACAGGAAGCAGAGAUGGCAACAUGGAAAAAGCUAGUUGGACAGGGAAUGGAGCUUGCACCUCCCCUUCCUUCUCGCCUUGUAACAGAUGAUGACUUGAAAGUAUUCUAUCAAGCAAUGAAAAUAUAUGAAGAAUCAAAUGCUGGGGUAAUAUCUAAUGUUGGUGUAAAACGGAAGGGUGAGUAUCUUGGGGGCCUUGAUACACAACAGUAUGGAAGAGGCAAACGAGCAAGAGAGGUGCGUUCCUAUGAAGAACAAUGGACAGAGGAAGAAUUUGAAAAAUUGUGUCAGGUUGACUCCCCUGAAUCUCCCAAACUGAAGGAAGAAAUGGUAGAAACAAACUUGCCAAUUGAUUCCAGUGGGCCUGUGGUGGCCACUAGUAACACAGAAUCACCUGCUCCUGCUCCUGCUCCUGCUGCUCCUGCUGCUCCUGCUGCUCCUGCUCCUGCUCCUGCUGCUCCUGCUCCUGCUCCUGCUGCUCCUGCUCCUGCUCCUGCUCCUGCUCCUCCCCCUCCACCACCUCCGUCAGCUCCCUCUGUAGAGCCGCCACCACAGCAAAGCAAAGAGGUAACACCACCAUCUAGACGGGGCCGUGGGAGGCCAAAAAGAGCUACUUUGGACAUCUCUUCUGCAGUGGUUCAUCCAGCACCUUCAGGAGCUGAGAAACUGGAUACAGGGUCUCAGAAGGGAAAUGUAUCUAGCUUUCCAACGGCUUCUGGUCCUCAUUCUUUCCCUGGUCCCACAGCUGUAAAAGGUACCAGUUCGAGCAUGCACAAUGUUGGUGUGGGAGUUCCUGCUAUUCCUCCUCAAUCACUUCCUCCUGUUCCUCCUGGCUCUCAAUCUACUGUACCAGAUUCUUCUGUACCUGUGCAAGUUAAGGGACAAGGUCGAAAGGCUCAAAGUGGAGGAGAGGGACCCAGGCGCAGGGGAAAGAAACAGGCUUCUGUACCACCUGCUGUUCCUGAUGCUUUAGCUGGUCAGGAUCCAAAAUUAAAUGAGCAAUCACAAAAUAAAUUGGGUGAUCCAAAAUUGAAUGAGCCAUCACAAAAUAAGUUGGGGGAUCCAAAAUUGAAUGAGCAAUCACAUAAUAACACAGGGGAUUCUAUUCUAACAGCUUCUAGCUUUCCAACAACUCCUGGCCCUGAUUCUGUUCCUGCUUCUACUACUGUAAAAAGUAUCAGUGGAACCGUGCAACACUUUGGUGUAGGAAUUGCUCCUAGUUCUCAGGCAGCACCUCCUCUUCAUCUUGUUGCCUCUGAUUCUAAAUCUACCCCCCCUUGCCCCCCUGUAGUGACCCAAGUUAAAGGACAAGGUCGCAAAACUCAAAGUGGAGCAGAAGCACCCCGACGUAGAGGAAGGAAACAGGCUUUGUUACCACCAGCAGUUCCUGGUGGCUUAGUUGGUGAGGAGCCAGCGAAUCAGGGAUCACAGAAUAAAUCUGGGGACUUAGUGGGAGCAAGUAGUGGAACAGUUUCUAGCUUGCCAGUGGCUCCUGGUCCUACUCCAGUUUCUGCUGUAAAAGUUAUCAGUGGAACGAUGCAUCAUUUUGGUGUGGGGAUUGCUCCUAGUUCUCAGCCAGUUCCUCCUUCCCCUUCUGUUGCUCCCAGUUCUCAAUCUACCCCUCCGUGUCCUACUGCUCCUGUGCGAGUGAAAGGGCAAAGUCAGAAGGCUCAGAGUGGAGCAGGAGCUCCUCGGCGAAGGGGAAAGAAACAGUGUCCAAUACCUCCUGGUGCUCCUGAUAGUUUAGCUGGGCAGGUUCCAAAAUCAAGUGAGAAGGCACAGAGCAAAUCGGGGGAUUUGUUGGGGAGUAAAGCAAUUGCUGUGGGAAGUGAGCAAGAGAAGGAUUCUCGGGAACUAGCAAAUGCUAUCCAGCAGAAAGCAUGUAAAAUCCCUACUUCUAAUGUUUUAGCUGGUGUGGAUCUGAAAUCAACUAAGCAACCAGACUAUUCUGCCCAAAACAAGAAGCCAAGAAUCUCAUCAACAACAGAUGGCAUUGUUGGUCAGGAUCCAAAAUCAAAUGAGAGGGUGCAGUAUAAAUCUGGGGACUCAUUGGGAGAUGAAGCCAUUGCCCUGAGAACUGAGCAAGAGGAGACUCGGGAACUGACAACUGCUAUCCAGGAGCAGGCAUCUAAAGGCUUGGAUCUGAAAUCAACUGAGGAAUCGGAGUAUUCUGCCCAAAACAAGAAGCCAAGAAUCUUGCCCACAACAGAUAGUGUUGCUGGUGAAGAUCCAAUAUCAAAUGAGAAGGCACAGGAUAAGUCUGGAGAUUCAUUGGGUAAUCAAGCUAUUGCCAUGAGAUCUGAGCAAGAGAAGGAGACCAAAGAAGUGACAAAUGCUAUCCAGGAACAAGCAGGUAAAGUCCAUUCUUCUGAUGUUUUGGCUAGUACGGAUCUGAAAUCAACUGAGCAGUCAGAGAAUCCUGUCCAAAACAAGCACCCUAGAAGCUCAUCAAUAACAGAAAGCAGUGCUGAUAAGGAUCCAGAAUUAAAUGAGAAGCUACAGGAUGCAUCAGGGGUUUUGUUGGGGAGUCAAGCCACUGCCAGUAGAAGUGAGCAAGAGAAAGAACUGACAAUUGCUGUCCAGGAGCAAGCAUGUAAUAUUCAUACUUCUGGUGUUUUAGUUGAUAUGGAUCUCAAAUCAACUGAGGGAUCUUAUUGUUCUGCCCAAUAUAAGAUGCCAACAAGCUCACCAACAACACAUGACAGUGCUGGUCAGGAUCCAAAAUCAAAUGAGAAGCUGCCUGAUAAAUCUGGGUAUUUAUUGGAGACUAAAGCCAUUUCCAUGACAAGUGAGCAAGAGAAUGACAGCCAGGAGCUAGAAAGUACUCUCCAGGAGCAAGCAUGUAAAAUCCAUGGUUCUGAUGUUUUAGCUGGUCAGACUCUAGAAUCAACUGAGCAAUUGAAUUAUUCUGCUGAAAACCUGAAGGAAGCUAGCUCAUCAACAACCCAUGAUUGUGCUGCCAGAUUGCUGGAAAAAGUUUCUGUAUGCUUAGAAGUUAGUGAAGUUGAUGCAUCUCUGAAAUCAAAGGAGGAAACUUUGCCUACUGAAAUACAGGCAUGUCAAAACAACGUAGACCAUGCCUUAGAAUCAAUCCAAACUGCUGAUGCAAAUGAUGUUGCUUCUCUGACAAAGAAGGUUACUUCUGAGAUUUGUUCAACUGAGACUAAAUUUGAUGUGUCUUUUGCAAGUGAAAUUGGGGAUGCUCCAACUGUUUCAAAUAAGACCUUGUCUGAGGUGACCAAAAAACAGAGCUUGGAGGAUGAAACAUGUUCAACUAUGCCUACUUUUGUAGCUGCAACUCCAGUAGUUGACCCUCCAGUUGACAAUGAUGAAAACCCAUCUGGUAAAGAAGGUAAUGCAGAAGUAGAAGAGAAUGAAGAUGCUGUUCUGGAUGAAGCCCUUGUUUCAAAGCCUGAGGUUUCUGAAUCUCACAGCAAGGUCUCUGCUGGCUCCACUGGAAAUAUGACAGAUUCGGAAAAGCUUAUUGAUGUAAGCUCCAUCAUGGCGAGUAAUAGGGCAGUGAUUUGCACAGUUCCACUCAGGCUUGAGACGUUGGAAACUUGCUCAUCAGAUGUUAAAGUUGAUGAGUUGUUUGUGCGUGAAGGUGGGGAUGCCCCAAAUUUUCCAGAACCAAGACUAACCUUUACUGAGGUGACCAAGAACGAAAGUCCAAAGGAUGAUAGAAAUUCAACCAUUUUAGCCUUGGAAAAAGAAACUCCAGAUUGGGAUGUUCCAGUUGACAGGCACAAAAAUCAAUCUGGGAAAGAUGGGGAUGGAGAAGAACAAGAAGACAAAGAUCCUCCUCCAGUGGUUGCCCUUGUUUCUGAGACUGAGCCUGAGAUCACUGCUGACUCUGUUGAAAACAUGGCAUUUUCUAGUCAUCUUAUUGAAGAAAACUCAAUCAUGGGGCGCAAUGCUACUAAUGUUGUUUGCAAAGUUUCUCCCCUAGUCUAUUCAUCUGAAACUUGCUCGUCAGAAACUAAAGUUGGUGAGCCUUUUGGGAAUGAUGAUGGAGAUGCCUCAAUUGUGCCUGUAUCAAGUAAGACAGUCAUUGAGGUGAAUAAGAAUGAAAAUUUGGAGGAUAAUUCAUGUUCAACAAUGUCAAUUUCAGAAAGUGAAGCUCCUGUCUUGGACCUUCCAAUUUGCAACCAUGAAAAUCAAUGUGAUGAUGGAGACACCCCAACUGUACCUGUAUCAAGUAAGACUGCUGCUGAGGGGAAUAAGAACCAAAGUUUAGAGGAUAAAAUGCAUUCUACCAUGUCUAGUUUGGAAAAAGCAGCUCCAGUUUUGGACCUCCAAAUUUGUAGUUACGAAAAACAGUGUGUAAAAGAAGGUGAUGCAAAAGAAGAAGAGGAUAAGGAUCCUUUGCUGGACCAGACCAUUGUUUCAGAGGCUAAAGCUUGUGAACUUGAAAGCAAGACAACUGCUGGCUGCAUUGAAACCAUGAUAGUUGCAGAGCAGAUUAUUGAAGAAAAAAGGAGCAUGGAUGAGGUUCCUACGGUUUCUUCCUCUGUUGGGCUAUCUGAAACUUGCUCAUCAGAAACUAAAAUUAGUGAAUCUAUUGGGGCUGAAGGUGGGGAUAACCCAACUCUUACUGUGUCAUGCAAUACCUCUAUUGAGGUGAUCAAAAAUCAAAGUUUGGAGUUGAAAAUAUGUUCAGAAAUCACUUCAGAGGUAGGAGCUCCAGCUUUGGACCUUCCAGCUGAGAACUGUGAAAGCCAAUCUGAGAAGGCGUGUAUUGCAGAGAUAGAAAGAGGCAAUAGUCCUGAUGUAGUUGAUGCCCUUGUCUUAGAGUCCAAGGCUUGUGAACCUGAAAGCAAGAUAACUUCUGGCUCUGUUGAAAACAUGCCAGAAUCAAGUCAACCUAUUGAAAAGAAUUCAAUCUUGGGAAUUAAUGUGGAGACCAUUUGCUCUGAUCCUCUCAUUUCUGGCCAAGUGGAUGAUGUUUCUUGCCAGAAAUCACCUGCUCGUGAUGGCGCUCUGGUUGACUUAUCUGUGAGAGCUUCUAGCAUUCAGAUGGAUUCACCUUUGGUAUCUGAAGAUGCUGCAGAGUUUAAUGAUAUGGCUAAAAAUAAUUUAGGAAACAGAUCAAAGCCUUCAUUGGAAGAGUCUCCAAAAUCUUCUCCUCUAGGUAUCAGAAGCUUUGAUGCACCUAUGAGUUCUGUAAAAACUGAUGAUGUUGGAAGUCCUCCAGUGGAUUCUGUUGUUGGUCUUCUUCCUGUUGAUCCUGAUGAUUCAGGCAUCUGUAAUUUGGAUGGUGGCGUUCCUGAUGAGGAUAAAUUAAGCAUGGUUCCUACUGAAGCUGAUCAAUGCAGCAGUAAAGUUAUGUCUGAAGUUGCAGAAACCGCCCUGGAAGCUGAUAAUAUUGGAGCUAUUCCUGAAGUACCCCCUAUUGAUACUGCAUCAGCGUGUGAGACAGUCACUUCUCAUGAACCUUCUCAAGACAAGUGCAGCCCCAAAUCUCCAUGUGAUGGAAGUGAAGAUAAAGGGAAACUUACAUUAGAGCCUAUGGACUCUACUAUUAAAGUUGGCAACACAGAGCUUGUUUCAAAAGAUGAUGGCGGAGUUCAACCAAUGGCUGGAGUUGAAUUUUCUGAGAGCGAGCAUGAUGGGGCUCACAUUUCAAUUAAACCAAUGGCUGGAGUUGAAUGUUCUGAGAGCGAGCAUGAUGGGGCUCACAAUUCAAAAGAUCUCUCAGAAACACAAGCAUCUUCACCCAAAGUUUUAUUUAAUUCCAAUGAUGGAGUCUCAAAUGAUUUUAAUGCUGAAAUUGCUGAUCCAAUGGAUGUUGGCGGAGUUAUGGUAGAACAAGCCCCUGUAUUGGAACCCAUGCACCCAGUAACUGCCAAGUCUGGCAAUACAGAGUGUGUUCCGAAUGAUGCUGCAAUUGAACCAGUAAUGGGUGUUGAAACUUCCAAAGAUGACACUGACCAAGUCUGCCACAUGGAUGUAAAUUUGGACUCGCCAGAAGUUCCUAAAGCUGAAUUGAAUGAUCCAAUGGAUGUUACUGAGGCUGUAGUUAUGGCUGAAAAUAUAGAUCCGCAGCUGUCUUCGCUGGAGACACAGGUAGAGAAGACCAAGAGCUCAUCUGAAAACGGUCCGGUUGGGAAUUCAUCUUCUUUGGAGAUGCUAGAAGAAAAGAUGGAACCCUCAUCUGAGAAGGGUAUAGUUGAAAGCUCUUCUUCGAUGGAGACACAGGAAGAAAACAUCAGGGACUCAUCUGAGAAGGAUCUAAAUGUGAGCUUGUCUUCCUUGGAGACACGGGAAGAAAAGAUCGAGGGAUCAUCUGAGAAGGAUCUAGCUGGGAGAUCACCUUCCUUGGAGACACAGGAAGAAAAAAUCGAGGGCACAGCCGGGAAGGAUCCACUUGAGAAAUCAUCUGCCUCGGAGGUAGAGGAAGGUAAGAUUGAGGCCUCAUCCGAGAAGGAUCCAGUUGGGCCAGAAAGAAAAGAUUGAGUGCUCACCUGGUAAUGAUCCAAUUGGGAGCUUGGCAGCAGUGGUGGAAACAAAAGGUCUGAAGCUGAUUCAAGUCUUAUGAAUUGUAAAUUUUGCUGUACUAGCAAAUUGGAUUUCAUGUAUAAUUUCCUGAUCUAAUUUAUGUACCUCAACUGGUUCCUCUAGGGUUCAGUAGGCACAAAUCGGAAAUUGAAUGUUUGCCUUUCCUUGUAUAGGUAGGAUUUUUAAGUUAAUACCUGAUAUAUAUGUCAUUAUACGUUCUCUUCCUGCA